This is a messenger RNA of Micromonas pusilla CCMP1545, 285 nucleotides long. RefSeq lists its product as uncharacterized. The record is from RefSeq and is a predicted model, not a curated record. The coding region runs from base 1 to 285 and encodes 94 amino acids. Lineage: Eukaryota; Viridiplantae; Chlorophyta; Mamiellophyceae; Mamiellales; Mamiellaceae. The transcript has a single exon.
AUGCCGCGCGGCGGGAACGCGGCCGCGUCGUCGUCGUCGCCGGCGCCGGCGCCGGGCGACGGCGGCGGCGUCGUCAUUCCGGGAAUCAACGACGGCACCCUUCACGGCGGCGACACCGUGUUCUACCUCGGCGCGCACGACGACGCGAAGGAGACGCACAGGGUGAAACCCGUCUGCGGUACGGCGUUGAUGUUCAGGCACGGCGCCGCGUGCGCGCCGCACGCGUCCGAGGCGGUGCAGCGAGGAAUUAAAAUCGUAUUGCGGUCCGACGUCGUUUUCAACUGA